CGGGUUGGCAACAAGACACGUCGCUCGGAUAGCUUGUAGUCCUGUACAAACAGAGUCUUUCGGUGCUUCAUAUGCCGUCAUGUCUCUGUGGCGCAUCACUCCUUGGAGAAUAAGAGAGUUGGAACAAAACCUCCGCUUUCGAAGCUGACAUAGCGCGGUUCCGAUUUUUGUGAUUAGUCAUCCGUCAUUGACAUCACGAAUUUGCAAAUCACAAAUCAAAAACUUAUUGUUCGGGUUUCUGCUGCACACCUUUGACAAUACAGAUUCCGCAAAAUGUCUAUUCGCAAGCGCAAUGAUUUUCUCGACGACGGAGAUAGCGAAGAUGACGCGCAGCUUGAUCACGAGUCCGGGCGGGAGGAGGAGAGCAAAGUCGGCCUCGCCAGCCGGUCGAACAAGCGUCGCAAAGUCAAUUCGGAUUCAGAGGCCUCGGACGAUGAUACAAUAGACGACAAACCAGGCGCUCGAGACUCUCGCUUCCAGUUCAAGCAUCAUGACGACGGCGACGAUUUUACCAUCCUUGACGGAAAAGAUGUGGACGAGAACGAGGAAGGCGAAUUCCUAGAAGAAGGCGAUGACGAGGACGGGGACGGGGACGGUACAUCUUCAGGAAAGACUCCCGAGGAACUUGCAAAAUCAAAAAAGAAAAUGGAAAAGCAACUCCUCGUCGCCCAGCGUGCCGCGCGCAAAUCUGGCGUGAUCUAUAUUUCCCGAGUACCGCCGUUCAUGAAACCACACACACUCAAACACUUCCUCUCACCGCAUGCGCCUUCCGGCCUGGGGCGAAUUUUCCUGACACCUGAAGAUCACGUUGCGCAUACAAGGCGUGUCAAGUCAGGCGGCAAUAAAAAGAAAUCAUUCACAGACGGAUGGGUGGAGUUUGUUUCAAAGCGGGAGGCGCGCAUUGCGGCGAAGUCGCUGAAUGGGAAUAUUAUCGGUGGGAAGAAAGGCGGAUUCUACCACGACGAUUUAUGGAAUAUCAAAUAUCUAAAGGGAGGAUUCAAGUGGUCGCAUUUGACGGAGCAGAUUGCGAAUGAGAAUGCGGAGCGAGCGGCGAGAUUGCGCGAGGGUAUUCGCAGGACGAGGGAGGAGAACAAGGCAUUCGUGGAGGGCUUCGAGAGAGGAAAGAUGGAAGAGGGCAGGGAGAGAAAGAGGGCCGAGAAGGAGAAAGGGAAGAAGGAAGCUGGGGCGACGGACGGUGGGCACAGUGCGAGUAUUGCGCAGCGGAAGGUCAAACACAAGGAGGGAAUGGAUUUUAAGCAGCAAAGCGCUCGUUCGAAAUCGGUCGGGAAGCCAGACGAGGGCUCGGGGAGGACACUUCGGAUGGUAUUUGGGUAGGAAGAAUUCUUGUACCAUGAAUCACAACCUUUUUUGAAUCGCCAACUUGUUAUUUCGGAGAUACGCUAUUGCCCA
Molecule: messenger RNA, 1410 nt
Organism: Dissoconium aciculare CBS 342.82
Lineage: Eukaryota; Fungi; Ascomycota; Dothideomycetes; Mycosphaerellales; Dissoconiaceae
Exons: 1
Coding region: 274-1335 (353 amino acids)
Biological process (GO): small-subunit processome assembly; endonucleolytic cleavage in ITS1 to separate SSU-rRNA from 5.8S rRNA and LSU-rRNA from tricistronic rRNA transcript (SSU-rRNA, 5.8S rRNA, LSU-rRNA); endonucleolytic cleavage in 5'-ETS of tricistronic rRNA transcript (SSU-rRNA, 5.8S rRNA, LSU-rRNA)
Cellular component (GO): nucleolus
Molecular function (GO): RNA binding
Source: RefSeq, a predicted model, not a curated record